This is a messenger RNA of Gilbertella persicaria, 1057 nucleotides long. RefSeq lists its product as uncharacterized. The record is from RefSeq and is a predicted model, not a curated record. Bases 164 to 736 code for a protein of 190 amino acids. The transcript has 2 exons. NCBI's taxonomy places the organism in Eukaryota, Fungi, Mucoromycota, Mucoromycetes, Mucorales, Choanephoraceae.
UUGUUGUUGUUGUGGAUGUGGUGCAAUAGGUGUAUAAGUUGAAUUAGGUGUAUGUGCAGGUGAUAAUUGUGUUGGUGGUGGUGGUGACGAUGAUGAUGAUGUAUAAGCAGGCUCACGGUUAUUGAUAUAGUCCAAUUUGAGACUUUUUCUAUGAUUGUUGUACAUGCUAUUUUCUUCUUCUAGAACUUGUAUCUUUCGUUUUAAAUGUUCAUUUUCGACUUCCAGUGCCUCCAUACGAGCAGGCCAGUCCGCCAUAGCGUUGACUCUAGCUUCCAGUUCUUUGACGUACCUUUCCUUUCUUUGUCGAAAGGCUCGUUGUGCUGCUCUGUUUUGUUCUGCUCUUCUGGAUUCAAUCACCGUUUUCUUUGUAGAGGGUGAAGGAGAACGCGAACGAAUAGCCUUAAGUUUAGGUACAUCGUUCUUUUCUGUUUGUGUGAGUGGUUGUUCUUGUUGUUGUUGUUCUGUUUGUGAUGGAGGAGGACUUGACAUAACGAAAAAAGAUGGAAGAGGAGGAAAAAAAAGAGAUGGAGAAAGAUUUUUUUUAUACGCCGGUUCACACGAGAGUAAUUGCACUUACUUACGUAAUACAUAUUUUUGGCAUGAAAAAUGGGUUGCAUUGCAUAAACAACCUUAUCAUGGAUACCAAACAGUACUGUCUCUAGGCAACGAUAAAGCGUUGCUAUGGUUAUUUAAACUCAAUUUGGGCAAUUUUCAAUUACAGCAACUUCAUUUUUAAUUCACCUUAAAAUGAUCAUAUCAGUGUGUUAGCCGACAUUAUUAAACUAGAGAGAGUCAUAAACAAGAAGCACACAGUGAUAAAGGACCAUACACAUCUAGAUCUUGAAACCGUUAGGAUACUUCAAAGUACAUGAAUAAACACGGACUGCCUCUUGACUAGUAUUAUAAAUAGAGCCUUUGCACUUUGUGAAAAACUAAAUGCUAGAAAUUAAGCAGAGCAUGAGAUACAUAAGUAUUAUUUACAUUGUUACUCACAUUAAAUUAUAAGGAAAAGCAGAGAAUAGAAGGGAGAUAGAUUAGUAACAGAUAUGAACCAGUA